Fonticula alba is the source of this 1833-nucleotide messenger RNA. RefSeq lists its product as hypothetical. Lineage: Eukaryota; Rotosphaerida; Fonticulaceae. The record is from RefSeq and is a predicted model, not a curated record. The transcript has 5 exons. Bases 1 to 1833 code for a protein of 610 amino acids.
AUGACCAACACGCCGGACCGCGCGCGGCCCUCCGGGCCCCUGCGCUUCCUCAGUCGACGGCCCUCGGCCGGGUACAUCAGCACAUCCAACUCGCGAGACUUGCACGACCAGCUGGUCGUGCAGAAGGCUCGCCGGGUCCCGGCCCCCGGGCCCACUGGCCAGCUUGGCCAGGAUGACUCGGCUGACAUCGACCUGUUCACCGGCGGCUCGCCGGCCGAGGGCCCCCCGUCGCCGCCAUCUCUCGGGACGGCGGAGUACGUGUCCCCACCUGGCCGCGGGGCCGCUGCACAGCCGUCGCCCCUGCGCAUCAGCGCCCCUGCACCCGAGGAGCCGCCGAGCCCCAGGUCGGCGGCGGCCGUGGCGGCAGCCGCAGCCGCGGCCGACAUGCUGAAGCCUCCGCUGUCGCCCAACUCGCGGCCCAUCCGGCAUCGGGUGACCCCCGAACGCCGGGGCACCGGCGACCUGCGUGCCCGAACGGCCGCAGCCGAGUUCCUCCUCCAUGGAGCCGGGCCCGGGCCUGAUCACUUCGCCCCUCGGGUGCCCGGCCAUCGCCCGCCGAUGAUGGAACACCGCUCGCCGGCCCCAUUCCAUGAGGGCCUGCCGGGCCGGCCUGCCCUGGCGGCCGGGUCCCCGGGCAGCCGCCCCUUCAGCGACUCGACUGUGACUUUGGUGCGACAGCCCCAUCGGCCGGGCUCCCUGGCCAAUGGCGGCCGAGAGUCUUCGCCCUCCGCGCCGCUGGGCCAUGGCGGGCACCUGCCCGAACGGACGCGCGUCCUUCGGCCGCCGACCCCGACGCCCCCGGCCACCGCGGCGGUCUCCCUGCCCGGGCAGCUUGAGUAUGUUCGCAUGGCGGCCGUCGGGUCCGAUCGCAGCCCGCGGGCCAUGGAGUCCGACAAUCCGCUGCAUGUGCAGCUCCUCCGCGCCGCGCCCCCGGCCACCCUCAGCGACUCGUCCAUGGGGGGGGCCGUGUAUGAUGCCGACAGCGAGGAUGAAGACCGCCCGGGGCUCGGGCUGCCGGGCGCUGCUGCCGCUGCUCGUGGACGUGGCCGAUCCCGGUCCGAGGCCCGGGUAGACACAUUCUCCAGCAAGAAUGGCCACGCCAGCGUCACCCCCGCCGCCGCCGCCUCCCAGCACCAUCUUCACCACCACCACCACCAGCAACAGCACCACCAGCAACAGCACCACCAGCAACAGCACUACCCCUCGCAGCAGGCGCCAUACUCGCAGUACCCGCAGCACAUGCAGUCGGCGCAGCUGCAGCCCCCGUCGCAGCCGCCAGCACAUCCCCCCUUCCACCACCACCCCCACCACCACCCCCACCACCCGGACGUGUCGAUCGCCCGGCAGGCCGGCCAGGCGUAUGCCCACCGGCACCAGCUGAGCACCACCCAGCUGCCCGGGGUCCACACAUCGGCCACCCGGUACCGGCAGAUCCUGGACAAGAUGUCCAUCAGCGAGAUCCUCUACCGGUACUACCACUACUUUGACAGUGCCAACAUCGAGUCCUGGCUCGAGCUGUGGGCCUCGGCCGGGGAGCUGGUGGCCAGUGGCCAGAAGAUCGCCGGGACCACGGAGCUGUCGCGCUUCGCCCGCGGCCAUGCCCGGCACUCGUACGGCGUGACGCACGUCCUGGUCAACCCGAUCAUCGAGCUCCGCGGCGAGGCCGGCACCAAUGCCGUGGUCCACUCGCGCAUGAUGGCCUUCGAUUGCCGCCGGCAGCCGGCCCGCCUGAUGGCCCUGGCCCGGGUGUACUGGGAGAUCAUCGUCCAGCGCGGCGAAUGGCGCAUCAUCUACCAGUCCAUCGACCUGGUGCCGAACUACCGGCUCCGAUAA